UGGAAGUUGAGGGCAUUUUGUACGAAACUCUCCGUCCACUCUCCGCCGCCGGCACCACCACAACCGCCACCGACGACAUACCUCCGUCGUUGUCGUCCUCCGAUGAGCAUGAACCCUACGUCGUAUUCCGGAACCAGAUUUCACUAUCCAAUCUCCAGUGUCCCUCACCGGAAACUGCCGCGCCUGAUUACUUUUCACUCGACCUCGAUGGAGACGCUUCCGACUUGAAUAACGGUUCCGUAUCGACGCCGGUACCAGCUGCCACUCCUUUGCGGGAUAAAGAAGUAGAGAGAGGACUUGAAGGCAAUUGGUUUCGCGCUAAUUGUCGGUUUAAGAGUCCCAUGCUUCAGCUUCACCAAGAGAUAAUAGAUUUUUGUGAGUUUUUAUCACCUACACUGGAGGAGCAAGCAUCUCGUAAUGAAGCAGUAGAAUGUGUUUUUAAUGUUAUUAAAUAUAUCUGGCCCAACUGCAAGCCAGAGGUCUUUGGAUCAUUCAAGACAGGGCUUUAUCUUCCCACUAGUGAUGUUGAUCCUCGCAGAGAAGAAGAGAACCUACCUGGCAACAACCAAAAAUAGAAAAAAAACUCGCAGAGCAGUCGCUAAGAAGAAGAGAACUUACAGCAGCCGUCACAGCCUCGCAGCAGUCCAACAAAUAAUUGAAGUCGCGAAAGAGCUGGUGAUUUUAGGGUCAGAAAUUAGAAGUCCUCAAAUUGGGUUGCAAGCUCUUUCCAGAGCUCUCUCACAGAAAGGAGUUGCGAAGAAGAUACAGGUGAUUUCAAAGGCUCGUGUGCCAAUAAUAAAAUUUGUGGAGAAGAAAAGUGGCAUUUCAUUUGACAUAAGCUUUGAUGUGGAAAAUGGACCCAAAGCUGCUGAUUUUAUUAAGGAUGCUAUGUCUAGCUGGCCCCCUCUGCGACCAUUAUGCUUGAUUUUGAAAGUGUUCUUGCAACAGAGAGAGCUAAAUGAGGUUUAUACUGGUGGGAUUGGAUCCUAUGCUCUGCUUGUAAUGCUCAUAGCAAUGUUGCAGAACCAUCGAAAUGGCCAAGCUUCUGUGGAGGAGAAUCUGGGAAUUCUUUUGGUUAAUUUCUUUGAUAUUUAUGGACGCAAACUAAAUACAUCAGAUGUUGGUGUAUCUUGUAAUGGAGAAGCUACCUUCUUCCUGAAGAGUUGCAAAGGGUUCUCAAUUAAAGGAAAGCAAUCUCUCAUCUCCAUUGAGGAUCCACAGACACCAGAAAAUGACAUAGGCAAGAGCUCCUUCAAUUAUUUUCAGGUCAGAUCUGCUUUUUCAAUGGCUUUCACGACAUUGACAAAUGCAAAAGCCAUAUUUGCCCUUGGUCCCAACAGGAGUAUACUUGGCACAAUAAUUAGACCCGAUGAAGUACUAGUGGAAAGGAAAGGAGGAUCUAAUGGGGAAGUGACUUUUACUAACUUGCUCCCAGGCGCUGGGGAGGGACUGCAACAGUAUGGUGACCAGCAAGAGAUCUACUGUAACUGGCAAUUAAAUGAUAACGAAGAAGCACUCCCCCGAGGAAAUGGUAUUGCAGAGAAUGGUGGUGCUGAAUCCUCAGGAAAGAAGAGGAAAUCUUCCAAGGAUAAACAGCCUGCUAAGAAGGUGAAGGAAAACGGGCAUAGCAGUCAUAUCAGAGAUGAAGAGAAUUCCUCGAGGAAAGAGAAGAGUUCGAAAAAGCAUUGGAAACAUAAUAGAUGGUGAUAAAGAACAACAUCAAUACAUAUAGUGGUAAGCAUUCACCCUACUUGGAUGCCUCUACCUGAUAUUUAACCUAUUAUACCGACUUAUCUAUACACUGCAACUCCAUUGAGUUUCCGAGAUACCUGUUUCUCUAGUGGACUGAAUUGACAGUAUUUAUAUGGUGUAGUUCUUUAGCUAGUGGUAGCUACAAUAUCGACGUGUGAGCUUCCGUAUCAAGGUGAAAUUGUAUUUCACCUUCAGUGUUGUAAAAUGCCAAUUUUAACAAGAGUGCAACUGCUGCUGUAAUUCGAAAAGGGAAAAACUGUUGUAAGACUAUUCUUUUAAAAAAUACCAUUUGAUCCUUCUGCUUGGCCAGUCAAUGCCUAUUUUGGAGGCACAAUUUGACGAAA
Solanum lycopersicum (tomato) is the source of this 2096-nucleotide messenger RNA. RefSeq names its product nucleotidyltransferase family protein. Gene Ontology annotation, biological process: RNA 3'-end processing. The record is from RefSeq and is a predicted model, not a curated record. Lineage: Eukaryota; Viridiplantae; Streptophyta; Magnoliopsida; Solanales; Solanaceae. Gene Ontology annotation, cellular component: nucleolus; TRAMP complex. Gene Ontology annotation, molecular function: poly(A) RNA polymerase activity; mRNA binding.